This is a messenger RNA of Lotus japonicus, 1349 nucleotides long. RefSeq names its product protein ABIL1-like. Bases 126 to 1031 code for a protein of 301 amino acids. The record is from RefSeq and is a predicted model, not a curated record. The transcript has 9 exons. NCBI's taxonomy places the organism in Eukaryota, Viridiplantae, Streptophyta, Magnoliopsida, Fabales, Fabaceae.
UUUUCGCUUGUAAUUGACUCUGCAACUAGUAGAAACAUUGAUUCUAAGUCACUCACUGACUCACUCUUCAAUUCGAUUCUUCUUCAUCAACCAAAUCAAAAUCCCUAGCUUCUUCAUUGGUUUCAAUGGCGAUGACAUUCGACGAGGUUUCCAUGGAACACAGCAAGAGCUUUGUCUUCGCCUUGCAGGAACUUAAGAACCUGAGGCCUCAACUCUAUUCUGCUGCAGAGUACUGUGAAAAUUCCUAUCUCCGUAGUGAAUGUGAUCACAAACAAAUGGUACUUGACAACCUGAAAGAUUAUACUGUGAGAGCCCUUGUCAAUGCUGUUGAUCAUCUUGGAACUGUGGCUUACAAGUUAACCGACCUUCUUGAGCAGCAAACGUUAGAUGUGUCAACCAUGGACUUGAAGAUCUCUAGUCUAAAUCAGAAACUUCUUACAUGCCGAACUUACACGGAUAAAGAAGGUCUUCGGCAACAGCAGUUGUUGGCUUAUAUUCCUAGACAUCAUAAGCACUACAUUUUGCCAAACGCUGUCAAUAAAAAGGUACAUUUCAAUCCACAUAUAAAGAAGAUUGAUACAAGAAAAAAUUCAUUUCAAACCAGAACUGGUCCUCUAUCUUCAGGUACCCCUGUUGCAAAAACUCUUUCAUGGCAUUUAGCAUCAGAAACUAAGUCUACCUUAAAAAAACGGACUUUGCAUGCUUCAACAAAGUCCAAGGACCCAAAAUUUUCGGCCAAGACUACUGGAGUUUUCCACCUUUUAGAUAAUGAAGAGAAUACGCAGAUGAAACCCUCUGCCGGACAAAAUCACUUACCAAAUGGAGUUCCUACUUCUAGAGCUGCCACCCAUACUGUGGGUGUCACAGGCAGGGAUGCAUUGGAGGGUAUAAAACCAUUGACAGCAUUUGGGUCCUUUGGCAAUGUAAAAAGGGGAGAGGCUGCCCAAGCUCCUAGUCGCAGCAAAAGCAUGCUAUCUAGUUUUUUCGUCAAGACAAAAGCAGCAAAGAUCAGGGCUAGUUCUAUCUCAUGAACACCUCUCAAGACAAAAUGCAGGGGAUCCACCAUGAGAGUCUCUUUUUCUUUCGGAUAAAAGCGAAUCAAGAUAACACUUUAGACCUACUCAAAUAUUUGAGAAUCUCUUUCCAUGGACCAUGCGUUUACUAAUGCCCAAAAUUAGUGUAGUUUAUAUUGGUAAUUCCAGCUUUUGAAUAAUGGCCGUGCAUUGUGUAUAGUAAGCGGUUGUGCUAGCUAGGUCACACAAGAUAAAUACUUGUGAAAUGUGAUCUAUAGGCAUACUUAAUAUGUAUAAUUGUGGAGAUAAUUCUAUGGAAAAGGUUUCAUUGACUUA